CAGAAACCCACUGCGCGAGGCUAAAGGGAAGCCCUCGCGAAAGGCGCCUGGGGACAGCGAGGCCGCUCGACGGGAUUUGCCGAGGCUGGACAGCUCCCAGCGGAUCCGAGCUGCAUCACGCUCAAUAGCCAGGGCAGACCCUCCCUCCCAGCGCCGUUCUUGGUGCUGCCGAAGGCAGGACGGGCGGAAGCGGGACGCUGCUCGACAUGUUUCGGAAAAAGCGUAAAUGUGACGUGAUGCCCGUUGUUUUGGUACGCCCGACCAAUCGGACUCGCCGCCUGGAUUCUACGGGAGCCGGGAUGGGCCCGUCGUGGCGGCAACAGGACUCCCCUCUGCCGACCAUAACGCAUUGCGCAGGGUGCACCACCGCCUGGUCCUCCUGCAGCUUUAACAGCUCUGACAUGGAAACACCAUUGCAGUUCCAGCCUGGCUUCUGCUCAGAGCAGCAGCAGCAGCAGCAGCGGCGGCGCCCACACCCGCAUUGCCAGCAACAGAGUCAGGAGAAGCAGCAGCAGCAGCAGCAGCAGCCGCCCAGCCCAUGCCUCCAGUGCAACAACUGCGCUUACUACGGGGCUGCGGCUGCAGCGGGAGAUAACCUGCCGCUCUUGCUCCGCACUUCCUCGCCCCUGUCGGGCGCCUUCCGGACUCGGAGCUCGCCGCUCUCGUGCUCCGCAGCCUCGUCGCGCCAGGGCAGCCAGCUCAACGUGAGCGAGCUGACCCCUUCCAGCCAUGCCAGUGCGUCCAGGCAGCCCCACCACUCUUCCCACCAGUACCACCACUCCCACCAGUGCCAUAGCGUGCAGCAGCAGCAGCCGCAGCAGCAGCCGGGCAGCCCCAACAGCAGUGUCAGCAGCGGCAGCGGCAGCCACCACUACCAGCAGUCCCAGCAGCAGCAGCGCCGGGAGAGCAACCCUUUCACGGAAAUAGCCAUGAGCAGCUGCAGGUACAACGGCGGCGUCAUGCGCCCGCUCAGCAACCUGAGCUCGUCCCGCAGGAACCUCCACGAGCUCGACUCUGAGUCGCAGCCGCUGCAGCCCCAGCCCCAGCCCCAGCCCCAGCCCCAGCCGCCGCCACACUCCAGUCCCAGCGCCUCGGCCGCCGCCGCCGCCGCGGGGGGCGGCCCCGAGAUCGUGGUAUCCAAGCCCGAGCACAACAACUCCAACAACUUGGCGCUCUACGGCUCCGGCGGCGGCGGCAGCCAGACCAACAGCGGUGGCAAAUCGAGCAAGAAAAAGAACCAGAACAUCGGCUACAAGUUGGGACACCGCCGGGCGCUCUUCGAGAAGAGGAAGCGCCUCAGCGACUACGCGCUCAUCUUCGGCAUGUUCGGCAUCGUGGUCAUGGUCAUUGAGACCGAGUUGUCUUGGGGCGCCUACACCAAGGAGUCGCUGUAUUCAUUAGCCCUAAAAUGCCUUAUUAGCCUCUCUACAAUCAUUCUGCUUGGUCUGAUUAUUGUAUACCACGCAAGGGAAAUUCAGUUGUUUAUGGUGGACAAUGGAGCAGAUGAUUGGAGAAUAGCCAUGACUUAUGAGCGCAUUUUCUUCAUCUGCUUGGAAAUCUUGGUGUGUGCUAUACAUCCGAUCCCUGGCAACUAUACAUUCACAUGGACAGCCCGGCUUGCCUUCUCCUAUACCCCAUCUACAACAAUAGCUGAUGUGGAUAUAAUUUUAUCCAUACCAAUGUUCUUAAGACUAUAUCUUAUUGCCAGAGUUAUGCUUUUGCAUAGCAAACUUUUCACUGAUGCCUCAUCCAGAAGCAUUGGAGCACUAAAUAAGAUAAACUUCAAUACUCGUUUUGUUAUGAAGACUCUAAUGACAAUAUGCCCAGGAACUGUACUCUUGGUUUUUAGUAUCUCCUUAUGGAUAAUUGCUGCAUGGACUGUCAGAGCUUGUGAAAGGUAUCAUGAUCAACAAGAUGUUACUAGCAACUUCCUUGGAGCAAUGUGGUUGAUUUCAAUAACUUUUCUCUCCAUUGGAUAUGGUGAUAUGGUACCUAAUACAUACUGUGGGAAAGGAGUCUGCUUACUUACUGGAAUAAUGGGUGCUGGUUGCACUGCGCUAGUGGUAGCUGUGGUAGCAAGGAAAUUAGAACUUACCAAAGCUGAAAAACAUGUGCAUAAUUUCAUGAUGGAUACCCAGCUAACUAAAAGAGUGAAAAAUGCAGCUGCCAACGUACUCAGGGAAACAUGGUUAAUUUAUAAAAAUACAAAGCUGGUAAAAAAGAUAGACCAUGCAAAAGUAAGGAAGCACCAACGCAAAUUCUUGCAAGCUAUUCACCAAUUGAGAAGUGUUAAAAUGGAACAGAGGAAACUGAACGACCAAGCAAACACGUUGGUGGACUUGGCAAAGACUCAAAACAUCAUGUAUGAUAUGAUUUCUGACUUAAAUGAAAGAAGUGAAGAUUUUGAGAAGAGGAUUGUUACUCUGGAAACAAAAUUGGAAACUUUAAUUGGUAGCAUUCAAGCUCUCCCUGGACUGAUUAGCCAGACAAUCAGCCAGCAACAAAGGGAUUUCCUUGAAGCUCAAAUACAAAACUAUGACAAGCAUGUUACCUACAGUGCAGAACGAUCAAGGUCCUUGUCUAGGAGAAGGAGGUCUUCCUCUACAGCGCCACCCACUUCAUCAGAGAGUAGCUAGAAGAGAAUAAGUUAAUCACAAAAUAAAGACUUUUUUGCCAUCAUAUGGUCAAUAUUUUAGCUUUUAUUGUAAAGCCUUAUGGUUCUAAUCAGUGUUAUCUGGGUUCUGAUGUCAGAAUUCUGGAAACCUGAACACAAAGUUUUAGGCCAAAAUGAGUGAAAACUCUCUCUCUUUUUCCUUUCAGAUGCACAGUGAAUGCACCUAUUAUUGCUAUAUAGAUUGUUUCUCCUGUAAUUUCACUAACUUUUUAUUCAUGCACUUCCAACAAACUUUACUACUACAGUAUACAAUAUAAUAAAAGGGUUAA
This is a messenger RNA of Elgaria multicarinata webbii, 2943 nucleotides long. RefSeq names its product potassium calcium-activated channel subfamily N member 2 (gene KCNN2). Gene Ontology annotation, biological process: potassium ion transmembrane transport. The record is from RefSeq and is a predicted model, not a curated record. Gene Ontology annotation, cellular component: plasma membrane; neuronal cell body; neuron projection. The transcript has 9 exons. Gene Ontology annotation, molecular function: small conductance calcium-activated potassium channel activity; calmodulin binding. The coding region runs from base 207 to 2636 and encodes 809 amino acids. NCBI's taxonomy places the organism in Eukaryota, Metazoa, Chordata, Lepidosauria, Squamata, Anguidae.